Cydia fagiglandana is the source of this 4369-nucleotide messenger RNA. It is a transcript of the gene Pat1, whose product is annotated as amyloid protein-binding protein 2. Gene Ontology annotation, cellular component: Cul2-RING ubiquitin ligase complex. The record is from RefSeq and is a predicted model, not a curated record. Bases 16 to 1938 code for a protein of 640 amino acids. The transcript has 13 exons. Gene Ontology annotation, biological process: intracellular protein transport; proteasome-mediated ubiquitin-dependent protein catabolic process. NCBI's taxonomy places the organism in Eukaryota, Metazoa, Arthropoda, Insecta, Lepidoptera, Tortricidae. Gene Ontology annotation, molecular function: ubiquitin-like ligase-substrate adaptor activity; protein binding.
UGAUCCGACAGCAAAAUGAAGCGAGUUUUGUUUUACCUUGCCAAAAUGGCUGACGCGUCUACGUUGCGUGUUAAGAAAAUACCCGAUGAUUUAUACGAGCUGUGCUUAACAAGUUUAGUGAACUACUUGCAGAAAUCCAAGUGCGAGCGGAAUGAUUUGCGAUCACUGCCGGACAGCAUCCUCAUGGAUGUAUAUUACAAGAUGCUCCAGGAGAAGAGGCUCUGCAUCCUCGGCGCGGAGCUGUCAGAGCUGGACAUCUUCGAGAGGCUGCUGCGCUUCGGCGGCACCCAGCUGAGGCUGCUCCAGUGCUUCCAGGCCGUUAUAGAGCAUGGAUCGAAGCUGUCAGCAGAGCUGGCCACCGGCUAUCUAUCGCGCUGCGACGCCAACGCGCGCUCUGAAGAAUGCCUGAUCCAACUGGGCCUGCGGCUCGGUGGUUUUCUGAAUGAGGCAGGCUGGUACGCGGACGCACAACGCGUAUUGUUACGUUGCCGCGCGCUGUGCCGCGCGCAGCCGCCGAGCGCGCACUACACGCGACUCACUCUCGAAUGUUGCCACAGACUGCUAAACACACAAUCCGCCUACUGCUGUUUCCCGGCCGCGGCCGAAACGUACGCACUAGCGCUCGACCUGCUGAGCCUCACCGACGACGCUCCCACACAGACCGCUCGCCCAGACACGCCCAGACAUGUCUCCGAGGAGUGCAGCCGCAGACUGGACACAUGCGACAUCCUCUCCCAAGUCCCCGGGCUGACCGACCCGCACGAGCCGGCCAGCGAGUGGGCGCUCUCAGCGCUCCUAGCGCGCCUCUUCAAGGAAUUCAGCGCUCUGUUCUUCGUGCGCUGCGACUACAGCGCCGCGCACGCGUGGGCCAUGCGCGCCUUACGUCUGCUGCGUCCCGAUACGCCGGCAAAGAUCACAAUCGAAGUCCUUCGAGCGUGCGGCAAAGCGUGCGUAGUUAAACGACGCUUCGGUCAAGCGGGGCUCCUCGUCCGGCAGGCCGUAGCACUCGCCCGGCAGGCCUUCGGCGCUACGCACCCGCGCUACGCCGCCGCGCUGCUCGACUACGGUUUCUAUCUGCUCAACAUCGACUCCAUCCCGCACAGUGUGGCCGUGUACGAGGAGGCACUAGCAACACUGCGCCGCGUAUUCGGCCGGAGCAGCCUACACGUAGCCACGGCACAAGAGGACCUAGCAUACGCACUGUAUGUGCUAGAAUACUCCUCCGGUCGCUUCUACAAGGCGCGCGAUCACGCCGAGCGCGCAAUCCGUAUUAUAGAGACCCUGGUGCCGACAGACCACCUGCUGCUGGCGUCGGCGAAGCGCGUGAAGGCGCUCAUCCUCGAGGAGAUCGCGCUCGACACGCCCGCGCCGCACCAGGAGAUGCGCGGACAGAACGAACCAUCACUACUAGAAGAAUCAGAAGCGCUCCACAAGGCGGCGCUCCAGCUCUCCAUGAUGGCGUUCGGGGAGAAGAACGUACAGACCGCCAAACACUACGGCAACCUCGGCCGACUGUACCAGAGCAUGCACAAGUUCCAGGACGCAGAAACCAUGCACCUGAAAGCAAUCGCGAUCAAAGAAGAGCUUCUAGGGGCGGAGGACUACGAGGUGGGCCUCAGCAUCGGCCACCUCGCCUCGCUCUACAACUACCACAUGCAGCAACAUAGGGCCGCUGAAGCGCUCUAUCUGCGCUCCAUCGCCAUCAGUCUAAAACUGUUCGGGUCCCGCUACUCCGGCCUCGAGUACGACUACCGCGGCCUCGUGCACGUGUUCACGCAGCUCAAGCGGCACGACCGCGCCAACCACUACUCGGAGCUGCUGCAAGACUGGCACGAUCUACGCGAGCAGUCCAAAACGGAACAGCAGCCGGACUUAGGCGCGGAGCAAGUUUUGCCUUUAGACGAGCUCCAAGCUAAGCUGUUCGCGCCCAACGACUGAGCGCCUCGCUCCGCUCGCGGUUCCCACCCAGCCCUCAACCCAGGCGGCUAACAGCUACAUCACGCCAGGACGCGAUUUAGCAAAAAUAUUGCAAUUUAUUUUGACAUAAAGAAUUUAUAUAGAUUGAGCUGUUUUUGCGUUACUUUUUUAGCCAAAAGGCAGAAAGUAGGAUACAGAUGUAGUGCUACUCAGUCAACCUCAGUACUUUUUGUGUCGAGACUGACUGAAAUAGCAAAACACUUUAGUAAGUUUCCGUGAAAAUACGAUGGAAAAUAAGUAUACAUAUGUGCUACAUCUGUAUUUUGAUGCUGAUUUGUGUUUAGGUCGUCAGUUGAGGCGUGAUGUACCGAAAUUUUUCGGUACAUGUACGUGUCCCAAAAUUUCGGUACAUGAUGCUAAGCCCGCGAACUGUAUAGUCGCGAUUCGAUGUCUAUUAGUGAAAUUAUGUUAGUUUAGGCGUAGACCACUGACUAAAGUAUUUCUUCUUCAACGCGGACUCUUUAUAUAUUGCCAGACACUGCCAGCUUAGGGUGGUAUUCCACCUGUCCAAAUUGUCCAAUUUAUUUGUCCAAUGCUCAUUAAGCAAAAUGUGAGACGCAAAUACACAUUAGACCAACAUAUUGAACAGAUGAAUUACCAUCCUUAUGUUGACUUUUAUAUUUUGGUUAUUUGAGAUGAAAGUUCAUGUAGUAAGCAGUACUAUUGAUUCUGGACAUCAGUGGCACACUAUGCAUAAUAUAACAACUUUAUUGUAUUAAUUACGUACUAUAUAAAUAUAAUAGAAAAAUGCGGCACAUUUUUAAACUGUAGGCGCAGAGUUGUCCGACCCAUAGAAAAUUUAAAUUUCGCGCCUUUUUCUACUGACAAACUGGGUGUGCCAGAUACCUCUUCUAACUCUUUUCUUCAGUGUAUAUUCAUUCAAUUUAUGGCUUAAAGGACUCGCAUCUAGGCCAUAAUUGUUUAAAAAAAAACAUUUUUUUUGCAGUGUCAGACAAAAUAUUGACAUUUGCUUUCUCGAAAUUGUGAAAUAUUCGUACUAUAAAAUGUUGACGAAAAUCUUCAGAACUAUCGCUAUACUAGUUUUCACUGUAGUACCAUAUGACGUUUAUUAAAGUAUAAAUACGAAUUAUAAAAUAUAUGAAUACGCCAGCCUUUCAGCACAAUACAUGUCCAGUAUUUAUAAGGAGUUGUUGUUAUACUUAUACGUAAAGUCAGCAGCAGAAGCUGCUAAGCGGGCGAGGUGCUCAAAAUUACCUUGACACGCUCUUAUUCUCUUAACAAUAAUGUCGCGUCAAGAUCAUUUUGAACAUCUCGCCCGCUUAGCAACUUCUGCUGCUAACUGUACUAGCAGUGGAAUGGUACAGUUCGAUUUAUGAGAGUAGCACGAGAUUUUGUUCUAAUCUAACAAUAUUUUUAUAAACACUCGGCUCUCUUGUGAAUCGAUGUGUAUCUAAGGCGGUUAUCACACUGGUUGCGUUGCGCACGUCGUGCCAAUGUUUGAGCGAGACAGCGCUAUGCGCGUAUUAAAGCGACAUCCCGCUUGCAUAUCGGAGCGACGUGCAUAUCGCAGCCAUUGUCACGCCUAAGUCAAACAAGCACAAAUUUGGUAGUUUUUUCGCCUGAAUAGGCAAUUUGAACCUUGUUGUAAUAACUACAAGGUUGAAAUUGAAAUAAUUACAUUUGUUUGAAAGCUUGCUGGUACUCGGAAGGCUAUUUGUCAUAAUUUCGGAUUGAGAUCGCUUUAGCGCUCGAUGAGUUGUCUCUGUAUGUUUUAUUGGAAUAGACAAGGAUGGAUAUAAUGAAACUGACUAUGCGGUUAGCUGUAGUGAGUUUCACGGUCGAGAGAGCGGCAAGAAAAUAGGUAAUGUCUGUUUUCAGCUCACUUUUGUGAUUGAUACAGUUGUAGUGCAUAGUUGUUUUCCAUCGUAUUUUGUCGGAAACGUUCGUAUUUGUCAUGCUACUUCAUUCAACCUCAGUACUUUAAGUACCAAGACUGUCUGAAAUAGCAAGACACGUUCGUACGUUUCCGUGAAAAUACGAUGGAAAAUAAUUAUGCACUACAUCUGUAGAGUACGAACGCGCUACGCACUGCCAUUUACUGCGGCGUAUCCGCCAUUUUAGUCAAAGCGCUUUACGCUUGACCUUCGCGCUUUCAUACUGUCAUGCUACAAACUGUCUCUUUUUAACUCGUAACUCUGCUCUCUCGGCCCGCGGCAAUGACUCGCGACAGAGGAAUUUGAUGUAACGGCGACUGUUAAGAGCUUAAUGUUGUUAUGUUCCUCAUUUUAAGUGAUUUUCUUAUAUUAAAAAAUGUAUACUCUAUGUAAAAUUAGAAUAUAGUUAUCUUUCUUUGUUUUAGAGCUUACUUUUUAGUUUUUAGCGAAUUUACUGUAUGACGAGAAAAUGAAUUGAAAAAUGUGUAUAUAAUAUU